AUGGAGGACUCUCUCUACGACGCUACCACACAUGUACUCUGCAUUCCCAAACUCCCUGCAGCCCUGUCCGUACUGGUUUCGAGACCCCCCGCAGGUAGACGGGAAGACCCAGACAAACAACGAGUGCAGCUCUCGUCACAUGCUGACGCAUUCGCCAGAUCUCUCGGCAAAGAACGCCCGCGGUACGAGAAAGAGGAGGAAAGGGAGAAAUUGGGGGGCUUGAGACAGUGUACCUGGACAUCCCUGGACAAUGUCGUUGGGCGCGAAGAGGAUGAUCAGCGCCCCGGGUUGUGGCCUGGGAAAAAGAGAAGGCGGAAAAUAUCGAGAAAUGGUGAUGAUAGUGACGAUGAAGAUGGACGCCCACAGCUCAGGGGAUUGGCAGUGUCUCUAAUCUACGAAAAAGAUACGUUUCAGUUCAUGAUAUACACUCAGUCGCCAAGAUGCAGCCUCUCGAAGCGCAGGCGGAUCGCUACUUCGAAACAUCAGCCGUCCACCGAAGCGGAAGAAGAGAGCGCAAUUCUGCUCUCAAAGGCAUCGCCGACAGCUCUAAAAUCAUUCACAAAAUAUCUGCAAGACACAUUCGCCGUCACCACCAUCUAUCCGUUUGAGCCAUCUUCGAGUCAGAUGCAGGUCACGCUCGAAAGGUACCUGGCUACCAUCCACAAAUCUCUUUCCAGCGCGAGUCCACAAAGCCUCCACGACAGCUUCAGCAGUAUCCUGGGGAAAAUCGAAUUCACCGUCUCUUUCUCCCAUCCCGUGGCCACGGGCUUGAGGUCCGUCCACGUAGCCAUUCCUGCCACCGCGUUUCUUACCUGGUACAACUCUGUCGAGACUCCGGAGGGAGGGAAUGAGAGGGGACAGAAAACAUUCUCGGAAUCGCUGGCUGGCUGGAUCAAAGCCAAGUCAGGCCUUUGCCUACCUGUUUUGCACGAGAAGGACGGCAUGAUAGCCCAACAACAUAACCCUGGGGAUGGUGACACGGCGACUGUUGGCAGCGAUAAUCGCGAUGACCCCUCAAAUUCCUCCGAGACCUCAAAAGCUCAAGACUCGCCGUCAUCAAUGACGAUGAAAAUAUCAAGAAUCUCAACCGAAGCGUACACCAUCUCAGCAGCGUCAGGCUUGAAAUUCAAGUCUCGGGCCCUCCACGCCGUCGAGGGUACCAGUGCCGACACGGGCACGGAUGCGGACGACAGAGAUAACUGCGUCCGACGCGCGAAUAGGGGUCUUCUGCUGGCUAUCAUCGAGUAUACGCGCCCCAGCCACGACAAGCAGCAAAGCCACGUCAUUGACGGAAUGACACUGGCUGACGUCACGUGA
This is a messenger RNA of Fonsecaea nubica, 1317 nucleotides long. RefSeq lists its product as hypothetical. NCBI's taxonomy places the organism in Eukaryota, Fungi, Ascomycota, Eurotiomycetes, Chaetothyriales, Herpotrichiellaceae. The record is from RefSeq and is a predicted model, not a curated record. The coding region runs from base 1 to 1317 and encodes 438 amino acids. The transcript has a single exon.